AAAAAAAGAGUACCGCCACAAACCAAGCCAGCAUGCCUGGUUUCGACUUCUCAAACUACAAUCGCAAUGCGGCUCUUCACGCCCGAGGUGUCCCGCUGCCAAAGGCGACCAGUACGGGUACUACGAUCGUCGGGUGCAUAUUCGAUGGAGGCGUUGUGAUCGCAGCUGAUACUCGAGCCACCAGCGGCCCCAUCGUCGCUGACAAGAACUGUGAGAAGCUACAUUAUAUCUCACCCCAAAUUUGGUGCGCUGGUGCGGGUACCGCCGCUGAUACAGAGUUCACCACCGCCCUUAUCUCUUCUCAACUCGAGUUGCACUCUCUUUCGACCGGUCGGAAACCCCGCGUCGUUACUUGCAUGACCCUCCUCAAGCAGCACUUAUUCCGAUACCAAGGUCACAUCGGAGCGUAUCUAGUAGUUGCCGGUGUUGAUCCCACGGGAACUCACUUAUUCACUGUUCAUGCCCACGGUAGCACAGACAAGCUUCCUUAUGUGACUAUGGGUUCCGGAUCGCUGGCAGCUAUGUCCGUCUUCGAAUCUCAGUGGAAGCCGAACGGUACCAAGGAGGAUGCCAUGCAGCUCUGUUCACAAGCCAUUCAAGCCGGUAUUUUCAACGAUCUUGGUUCCGGAUCGAACGUUGACUUGGCCGUCAUUACCGCAGACAAAACCACCUUACAUCGUGGCUUCGUCAAGCCGAAUGAGCGUAGCCAGAAACUCAAGAACUACAAAUUCAAGCGUGGUACUACAGCAGUACUCAACGAAAAGAUUAUCACCAAAGACGAGAUCGGAAAGUACGUCAGCGUGCAAGAGCUAGAGUCUGCAGAGGGAGAACAGAUGGAUAUUGACUCGUGAGGAACGAGGAAGGAAAUGCAACGAUAAUCGUCUGUACCGAUAUCCCGUGGUAAUACAAGAGUAUUGUCCUAUUCACAGCCAGGGUAAUCGAUGAAUAACCAUCGGUGAUACAAAUUCAUACGAGCUUCACCUAUGGCUACCUAUGCAAAGUGCUCUUCAGAAUAUCAACCCUAAUGCCUCAAUAUUGAUAUUUAGAUAACCAAAUCCCAACCAACCAC
Molecule: messenger RNA, 1069 nt
Organism: Daldinia decipiens
Lineage: Eukaryota; Fungi; Ascomycota; Sordariomycetes; Xylariales; Hypoxylaceae
Product: proteasome subunit beta type 7 precursor
Exons: 2
Coding region: 33-851 (272 amino acids)
Cellular component (GO): proteasome core complex
Molecular function (GO): threonine-type endopeptidase activity
Source: RefSeq, a predicted model, not a curated record